This is a messenger RNA of Carlito syrichta (Philippine tarsier), 701 nucleotides long. It is a transcript of the gene VMA21, whose product is annotated as VMA21, vacuolar ATPase assembly factor. The transcript is spliced from 3 exons. NCBI's taxonomy places the organism in Eukaryota, Metazoa, Chordata, Mammalia, Primates, Tarsiidae. Bases 94 to 399 code for a protein of 101 amino acids. Gene Ontology annotation, cellular component: endoplasmic reticulum membrane. Gene Ontology annotation, biological process: vacuolar proton-transporting V-type ATPase complex assembly. The record is from RefSeq and is a predicted model, not a curated record.
CACGGCCCCCUGGACCUGCCGCCGGGGAGCCUACCGGGUGUGACCUCCGAGCCCUGCCUGCCCCUGGGCGCCUGCCGCCGGCCCAGCGACGCCAUGGAGCGCCUAGACAAGGCGGCGCUGAACGCGCUGCAGCCGCCCGAGUUCAGAAAUGAAAGUUCAUUAGCAUCUACCCUGAAGACGCUCCUGUUCUUCACAGCUUUAAUGAUCACUGUUCCUAUUGGGUUAUAUUUCACAACCAAAUCGUAUAUAUUUGAAGGCGCCCUUGGAAUGUCCAAUAGGGACAGCUAUUUUUAUGCUGCUAUUGUCGCAGUGGUUGCCGUCCAUGUGGUGCUGGCCCUCUUUGUGUAUGUGGCUUGGAAUGAAGGCUCACGUCAGUGGCGUGAAGGCAAACAGGAUUAAAGCAAACAUCACCUUUUGAUAGGAUUAACUUGUUUUUUUUUAAAUGCUAAAUGUUGGGGGGGGCAUUGAUGGUUUGAAUAAAGUGGAAAGAAUGCGUUCAAUUCAGCCUUCAGUAAUCACAGAAGAGUAGUGUACAUUUUGAUCCUUCUAAUAUGUUGUUUUGUAUGAUGUUGUAACUGUGAAUCUCAUUUGUAAAUGAGAAUUUGGAAAACGUUAAAUUAGUUAAAAAUGAAAAUGUUAACUUCGUUACACAUUAUCUGGAAAGAAUUUUAUGAUGUUACAAUAAAAAAUGUUUUAUAGCA